This is a messenger RNA of Oryza sativa Japonica Group (Japanese rice), 3137 nucleotides long. The record is from RefSeq and is a predicted model, not a curated record. NCBI's taxonomy places the organism in Eukaryota, Viridiplantae, Streptophyta, Magnoliopsida, Poales, Poaceae.
UCUUUUUUCUUUUUUUUUUUGCUAAUGGAGUACGGUAUUCAAUCUGUUCCUAGAUGAUUUGUACGGUUCGAUACUCUGAUGGUUUGCUUUUUAGAUUGGUUUACUGUAACUGAUCUUCUCCGGUUGUUCCUUUCCAACUUAUGUGCUACUCAUGAGGCUAACCGACCUGAUUGCAACAUCUCCCUUAAUCUCCUAUACAUCAGGGGUUUUUCUCUUGUGUGUAUUUUUUCUCCUGUGUGUAUUUUUUCUCUUGUAUGUACUGCAUCAGAGAACUCUAGUCUAGUAAAAAAUAAGUUCUAUCUUUCGACGUUAUUGGGGGCAAUUUAAUUGGUUCAUCCAUGCAUUCCAUGCGAGUUUUUUUUUCUUACAAGUCACUGUUUGGUCAUCCUGUUUGACUCCCUUGUUCCACCUUUCUCGCUCUUUAUCCAGUUAUUUUUUCUUGCUUUCUCCUAUUCUUUCAUCGUGGGUUAUUAAGUAUUAACUUAACUGAACUCUACCUUCACUUUCAGAACUUGCUUUCAAGCAUUGUAUGUGAUAACCAACUCAAUAACUCUGUACUCUAAUGUAUGAAUUGUUUGCCAUGAACUGACAUACAUGAUUCUAUCCAUGUAACUACUAACCAAUCACAAUUUAUUUAUUUCUAAUUAUUUCUCCUGUGCAUAUGUUCAAGGUCUGAAUGAGGCAGGAGCUAGUCAAACGCUCCUUUAGAGAGGAUGCUUCAAUGGCAGGUGCCAUCUUCAUGUCCAACACCGCCACAAGGGAGCUGUGCUUCCGUUCCAACAUCUUUGGACUUCCCAUAGAGUACCAACCUUUUGUGCGGAAUAUCAGACAAGGAAUGCCUUUGUUUCUGUUUGAUCAUACUGAACGCAAACUCUAUGGGGUCUUUGAGGCUACCUCUGAUGGUGGAUUCAAUAUUAUCAGAUCUGCCUUUUCGUCGAUUGGAUGCUCAUAUCCUGCACAGGUCUGCUUCAAAAUUAUUUGGAAGUGCAGACCACUCACCGAAGAUGAGUUUUCACCUGCCAUAAAAGAGAACUACUAUAUGCCAUGGAAGUUCUACUUUGACCUUUCCUACCAACAGGUUGUCUGCUUAUAUCAGUUAUUUGAUGAGAAGAGGGUUGAACAUCCUAUUCACAACCAUUCAAAGAGUGCUAAUUUGGAAAAUGAUCCCUUUAGGAAAGGGACACAAGAAAGAAAGAGCUUGAGUCCAAAUAUUCCUCAUUUUCCUGCUGAUCAGCCAGGUCUUUUUAUGCCUGCGAGUACCCCCAGAUUUUCAACAGUUGAAGCAAGCUACUGUGCAUCCACAAGCAUGCACCAAGCACCACAUCCCAAUAUGUCAAUGCCCCUGGGAACUAAUCCUUUUGGAGUUCAAAUUGCACCUGUCCACAACAGCCAUCACGACCAAGCAGAACUACCUUACAACAAUAACAUGCUUUUUCCUGGAUACUUGCCUUCUGGACAUGUAGCUCGGGACACAACUCAGGAACUUGGGCUUUCUGCAAAUCACUCAUAUCCUCCAUCUAUGGGCUAUGCAUACGGUUGCUUGCCGCCUCCUGGACAUAGACCUCAGGAUGCAAUUGCAGGAGAUGUAAACUAUGCCCCUCCAUAUCCUCAAUUUCCUCUGCCAAAUGAACAAGGCAGUGCUACUAACAGGAGAGAUUAUUAUGAUGUCCACUGCAAACAAUGCCAGUUUGAAGAUAUUUAUGAAUCGGAGCAUCAGCACUUCAGCAAAGCAAAAGUCUUAGCACCUCCAAUAUUAAACCAACAAGAUGUUCCAGUAUACCCUGCAAUUGCUGAAUCAGCAUUUGAUCAGCGGAAAGAAUGUUUCACUGAAGAAGACUCUGAGAAUGCUCGACAGAAACAAAGUUUUAAUCACACUGAUAUGGUGUUUUCUGGUCUUGGAAAUAGCAAUAGAGCCUACAUGCCAGACCAUCUAAACAAAAAUCCUGAUAUAAGAUCUGAAAGCAACACAAUAGCUGUUGGUCAGCAUGCACAAAGCAGUGUGUUUUCUCGCUUAUCACGGAUCCCACCACCACUGCAUCAAGAAAUUCCUGGUCCUUCGCUCAACAAGUUGGUUCUCUCACUUUCUCAGAGAGCAGAACAUUGGGGUAACCAGGAUAAAAUAAUCACCAAUGAUGUUUGUGAACAGUUGGUCAGUGAGCAAGUAAUGGAUACACCCUAUCCUCUUGCUGAGUUGAACCAGCAAAGCGGCUUAAUUGAAGAAGAAAUUGAAGGGCUUGCAUUCAUGAACUUUAAGAGACGCAGCGAAACAAGGAACUUGGAUGCAAAUCUAGGAAAGGAAAUUAGGGGGCAAGUGAAGAGAAGAAAGCUUGUUCGCCCUUCCUUUGGAGAAGUUAACAAUGCUGGUAGUUCUGGAAAAGAGCUUGAAGCUAAAGUCUUAGAGGGAGAAAAACAUAGCAAUGAUGAACAUGAUGAAAACAAGUUCAGUAUUGACCUAAAUAAACCUGCUGCCAUAGAUGGUGAUGUAGCAAAGGAGGAUGAUACCACCACCGCAUUGCCACAUCCUUCUGUUGCGAUCAAGAUGCAUAAAGAGAAACCAUCUGAAGAAAACAUGAGCAAGCCAAACAGCCCAAAUACGACGGAAGAGAUGAAAAAACAAGAUCCAUCCCUUGACAGCGCCACGCAUACUGAAAAGAUUUCACUUGAAUUAGAUGUUGCGGAUUUGAAUACAAUUGACCAGUCCAAACUGCAAGCAAUUCUCAGCUCAUCUCUGUUGCAAGCACUUGACAAGCUCAGAAGAGAGAAGCUCAACAACUCUGAAGAGGCUGAAGAGGUAAAGAUAGCAACUUGACUGUUUCCAUGAACUCUGAAGGAGAUGCAAAGCCUACAUGCAGUUGAUUUUAGUACGUAGUACCAACCAAUACUACUUCAGCAGUACUGGAGCAGAAUGACUACAAGGCAUGGUUAAGCACCAAGUAUCAUGUGAUGUAGUAUAGGAACAAUAGCUACCUUUUCUCAUGUAGUAGUACCAUUGCUAUUUUGUGUUAUCCUAUAAAACUAACUAAUAUUCUCGGGGAAGUACGGCUCUCUCACGCUGCUCUGCCACGUAGAUCUGUGUGAUCUGUCAUGUGGAAUUGUAAAGCUUCUGCGUGCAAAGAAAUGGAUUGAGUUUCUCUAUA